AUGUCCAGCCUUUUGGAAUGGGAGAGACUGAAUCCUGGACAUGAGCCCCACUUCACUCGAUUCCCCUCUAGAAGGUCCACCGUCUUCUCCGCCAAAGGCGCGGUAGCGACCUCUCAGCCUCUAGCUUGUCAAGCAGGUAUCGAAGUCCUGAAUAAAGGUGGAAAUGCCGCCGAUGCCGCAGUAGCUAUGGCGGCCGCUUUGAACGUCACAGAACCCUCAAUGACAGGAGUGGGGGGAGAUAUGUUCUGUCUGUUUUACGAUGCUACAACUAAGACUGUGAGAGGGAUCAACGGUUCAGGUCGAGCUCCCAAAGCUUUGACGCUGGAGCAUUUGAGACAAAGAGGCGUAAAUGGGACCUCCAUCCCAUUGACUGAUCUGAACUCUGUCACUGUUCCCGGAGCAGCCGCAGGUUGGUGCAAGACGUUAGAGACAUUCGGGUCGGGAAUAAGUAUGAAAGAGGUGUUGGCACCUGCUAUCAGGAUGGCAAGGGAGGGUGUACCGGCUCAUGAGAUCAACAGUCGGAAGUGGCAAGCCUCUGAGAAACUCAUCAAGGAGGCGUCUGUCAAUUGGCCUGCGAUGAUGAUGCCAGAUGGGAAUCCUCCCCUUCCUUCACACAUCAUGACUCAUCCAGAUCUGGCAGAUACAUUUGAAGCUAUAGCCACCUACGGAAAGGAUGGAUACUACACUGGCCGAAUAGCUGAAGCUAUUGUGGAGGUAGUGCAAGGUGGUGGAGGUGUUAUGUCUCUUGAAGAUCUGGCAGAAUGUGAAGCAGAAGUUGUGCAGCCUAUCAAAUACGAUUUCCGCGUUGGUAAAGCUGGCGAUUCUGGCGUCACUUUAUGGGAGUGCCCUCCAAACGGUCAAGGCUUGACCGCGUUGAUGGCUUUGGGUAUAAUCGAAGCGGUCGAGAAGAAACACAAUUUCGAUAUUCUCAAAUUGGAACAUAAUUCUGCUCUGUACCUUCAUAUACUGAUUGAAGCUCUGAGAUUGGCUUUUGCUGAUACACGAUACUAUGUCGCGGACCCUCGUGUGGUACACGUCCCAGUGGAGGAGAUGUUAAACCCUAAAUAUCUGGCACAACGAGGGGAUCUUAUUCAGCUUGAUAAGACGAUCGAGAUCUCCCGAGGGAGUCCUGUGGCAGGUAGCGACACGGUGUAUCUUGCGACAGCGGAUAAAGAGGGGAAUUCUUGUUCGUUCAUCGCGUCAAACUAUGCCGGCUUCGGGACAGGUGCGAUACCCGCUGGAUGUGGAUUUACUCUGCAAAAUCGCGGAGCGGGGUUUACACUCGAAGAAGGUCAUCCGAAUUGCCUAGAGGGGGGUAAAAGACCGUAUCAUACGAUCAUACCUGGUAUGGCGACUAAAGGAGAUGAGAUUCUCUUGUCAUUUGGGGUGAUGGGUGCUUUCAUGCAACCUCAAGGACACAUACAAGUACUACUCAACAAACUGAGAGGUUUCACACCUCAAGCUUGUUUGGACGCACCGAGAUUCUGUAUCUCAUCCGGUACACCUACCGGUGGUCAAUCGGAUAGAGCGGGGGAUUUCAAUAGUGAGAUAUGGUUCGAAGAAGGGAUUCCUGAUAGUGUUUUGGAUGAAUUGAGAGCAAUGGGUCAUCAAACGGAAAGAGCAUCACAUUGGCUUCGCGACAUUUUAGGAAAAGGACAAAUGAUCCAAGCUGUUCGAGAUCCAUCAGGAAGGACAGUCUGGGCGUGUGGAUCUGAUCUUCGUGGUGAUGGUUGUGGACUUGCUCAAAUCUGAUCCAUUUCCCUCUCAUCUCAUAGUAUCUUUCUCAUCAGUCACAUGGUGCGUUGCUAAAUGUUUUUGGUCAUUAAAAUGGAUGUAUGGACUUGUCAAUUG
This is a messenger RNA of Tremella mesenterica DSM 1558, 1851 nucleotides long. RefSeq lists its product as uncharacterized. Bases 1 to 1752 code for a protein of 583 amino acids. The record is from RefSeq and is a predicted model, not a curated record. The transcript has 15 exons. NCBI's taxonomy places the organism in Eukaryota, Fungi, Basidiomycota, Tremellomycetes, Tremellales, Tremellaceae.